UCACAAGCCAUAAAAACAGCCAAUGUGGCCAUAGCACUUCAGAUUGCUGCAUACAGAGAAACCUCUUGCAAUGUUUUUGUUCAUGUUGCUGUUCUGUGGCCUCGCCGUGGCCCAGGAUGCUCUUGAAGUUGCUGAAACGGAGACAUCUGGGACAAAGUCUCUCUUCUAUACUGACAUGUGUGACCAGCUGAAAGAGCUCGCUGCCAUGAAGGAAAGAGUGGAAGCGUUGGAAAACCAACUGAUUGAGCACAAAAAAUGCCAGGAAAAUGGGAAGGUUGUUUUCAGUGUGGCAGCACAAGCAAGUGGACACAUUGGCCCUUUCAACACAGAAACAACACUCAUCUACAACUCAGUGCUGACAAACAUCGGUGGCGCCUACAAUCAAUACACAGGAAUCUUCUCUGCACCUGUAACGGGCGUUUACUACUUCACCCUCUUCUUUCACUCUGGAGGAGCACACGCAACUCACCUGACCCUCAUGAAGAACAACGAGCAUUUGGUCUUGACCUCUGACCACGAGACGUCACAUGACGGGGCCGAUAACGGAGGCAACGCCGUGUUUGUCCACCUGCAGCCAAACGACCAGGUGUUUGUGCGAAUGCGUGCGAAUUCCCACAUUUGGGCAACGGCAAGAAUGACCAGCUUUAGUGGUUUUCUGCUGAGUGGAUGUUGAGAGAAAGAGAGUAAAUAAGAUAUGAGAUAACA
Molecule: messenger RNA, 705 nt
Organism: Solea senegalensis (Senegalese sole)
Lineage: Eukaryota; Metazoa; Chordata; Actinopteri; Pleuronectiformes; Soleidae
Product: complement C1q-like protein 4
Exons: 4
Coding region: 71-673 (200 amino acids)
Molecular function (GO): protein binding
Source: RefSeq, a predicted model, not a curated record